Molecule: messenger RNA, 1359 nt
Organism: Bipolaris zeicola 26-R-13
Lineage: Eukaryota; Fungi; Ascomycota; Dothideomycetes; Pleosporales; Pleosporaceae
Exons: 1
Coding region: 1-1359 (452 amino acids)
Biological process (GO): cardiolipin biosynthetic process; CDP-diacylglycerol biosynthetic process
Cellular component (GO): mitochondrion
Molecular function (GO): phosphatidate cytidylyltransferase activity
Source: RefSeq, a predicted model, not a curated record
AUGUAUCGCCGCCAACCAACAUUUCGGAUAGCCUGGUGUAGAAGGCCUCUGGCGCAGGUCAAUCGCCGCUUUAUAUCAUCCGAGAAGACAACACCUACGGACACUCCCCAUGCAUUCCAAUCGCUGCCACCAGACUGGGAAGAUGAAGCUCCCUCGCUGUCGGACUUUACAGAGCUCCCGCAUAAGGACUUUGGCAAAAAUCAGUUGAUGCAAACGAACGAAGACUUUAAACGGGCAUUGCGAGGCAUACUACGGAAAUUCCCGCCAGUCACAUACGCAUUUGCCUACGGCUCUGGCGUCUUUCCUCAGUCGGCUGCGACAGCUUCGCGAACGACUCAAUCGCCUCACCCGAACCCUCCCGAUGCGAUAUUGAAAUGGCAAAAAGGAGGUGGAAAGAUGAUUGAUUUUAUCCUGACGCCUCGCUUCUCUCAACACUUCCACUCGCUCAAUCUACGCGAACACAGAGAUCAUUAUUCAUUUCUUGGAUCGCUCGGCUCAGGAGUCGUCAGCCAUGUACAGGAGAAGUACGGCGCAGGUGCUUACUUUAACCCGUAUGUUAUAGUGAACGGAACAAUGAUCAAAUACGCCGUCGUCAACUACGAAACGCUCCUCCGCGACCUUACCGAGUGGGACACAUUAUACUUCGCCGGCCGCCUGCACAAGCCCGUUAAAAUCCUCCACGAAGAACCCAAUCUCCGCGUCGCGAAUCAACGCAAUCUCCUCUCUGCCGUUCGAUGUGCGCUUCUCUUGCUGCCUGAGAAGUUUACAGAGAAGGAACUAUACUCUACAAUCACAGGCUUGAGUUAUCAAGGCGAUCCGCGUAUGCAGUAUGGCAGCGAAAAUCCCAAGAAGAUCGACAACAUCGUCACGCACCAGAUACGAAACUUUCGAUACCUCUACCACGAUCUCAUAAUGUCGCUCCCGAACAUCAGGUACGCCGACGAGUCUGUGAUUCGAAAGCCGGAUUGGAUGGAGGACCCGGGGCUGGAUCAGAAGAUGUCCCAAGACCUGGACCCAGAGCGUCGCGCCAGUAUGGUCCGGCGGUUGCCCAAGAAGUUCCGUGAAAAGGUGUACUUCCAGUACCGCGGCAAGUUUGGCAUCUCAGGUCGCGAGUACCAACAGAUGCUGGAGGCAAGGAAGGACGAAUCUUCGGGAGGAAUCCUGAAGAAGCAGGUCGCCGGUGACUUUGAUAGGCGAAUAGCAGCUGAGAAGGACAUCCCACAGAUGGUAACCAAGGCGAUCAACCAGACCGUCAAGUGGCCAUCAACUGUGCAAACGCUCAAGGGACCUUUUACGGCGGGCCUAUCAAAGUCAUGGAGGUACUUGCAAGAAAAGCGGGAAAAGGCAAAAAUGAAGUAA